Messenger RNA from Spinacia oleracea (spinach), 2372 nucleotides. RefSeq names its product pre-mRNA cleavage factor Im 25 kDa subunit 1. Gene Ontology annotation, biological process: mRNA 3'-end processing. NCBI's taxonomy places the organism in Eukaryota, Viridiplantae, Streptophyta, Magnoliopsida, Caryophyllales, Amaranthaceae. The record is from RefSeq and is a predicted model, not a curated record. Bases 1539 to 2162 code for a protein of 207 amino acids. The transcript is spliced from 6 exons. Gene Ontology annotation, cellular component: mRNA cleavage factor complex. Gene Ontology annotation, molecular function: mRNA binding.
UAUAUGUGUGGUAUUGAUGUAUAAACUAUAAAAUAUGUUAAAAAAUGACCACCAUGGUAUGUUAAGGUCAAGAUAAUUGUAACCACAUAUCAAACCAAAUCGUAUUCCUCCCUUGAAAGUAUAAUUACACUUAAAAAUGUCACAUAAUCUAAUUCGGUGCUUAUGUUAAUUUUUCCGGUUCAUAAGCUCAUCGAGCUCAAGUCAAAUUAUUUUCCGACCCUAACCCAUAUUUCUCCGAGCUCAAGCUCGACUCGUUAUCACAUAGUGUUAGCUUAGUCACAUGCCAGAGUGCUUUCAAAUGGGUCAUAUUACUACCACAAAAUAGCUUUUUAAAAAUCCAGUUACCUCAAGAGGUCCGUCUAGUUAAUCUUGUUGUUUGGCAAAUUAAAACAUCCGAUGAAAUUAUCAUAAAUAUGACAUCUUGAGUACAAUGUACUCCAUCUGUUCCUUACUGUUUUUUUCAUUUGAAAUCUUGACACCAUUCACAAUGGACGAAAAUCUUUUGAAUCAUUUUCAAUAUAUAAGUAAAAAUAUAGUCAUGUCAGGUCUUGCUUGAUUCACUCAAUAAGUUCCUUAACAAUACAAAAAAUUAUGGAGUAUAAUUUUUAGUAACACGGAAUUAGAUGUAAAAUGUAGAUCGACAAAUGUGCCAAAUGGAAAUGGGAAGAACAUUUAGGAACAGAGGAAGUAAAAUAUUUCAUACAUACAAUUAAGGAUGGUUGUGGGACGCCCGACCCGACACGAGCAUGAAAAAAUAAGGCAAGGCACGACACGACUCCAUCCGCCAUGACAAAAUAUGCUAAAUUUUGUAAAAUUAGGCUUAGAUACAACAGUCCGUCCCGAUCCGACCAACCCAACGCCCCACGAGGACAUGUGGGUAUGGACCCUAUUUUAAAUAUUCAGCCCAACACAUACCGACCCGAUACAAAUUGGGCUUGACGUGAUCCAAGUCCGUUCAUGGGGCUCGCCCAAAAGCCCGACUGGCCCGACCCACAACCAUAUUUAUUACUCCCUCCGUAUUUAUUUAAGGGAUACACUUGUCUUUUCCGUUCGUGUUUAUUUAAGAGAAACAUUUGCCAUUUUUAGGAACUUAUCAACCCAACCAUCUAAUUCAAUAAUACAUCUAAUUUACCAUAUGACCCACCAUCCUAUUAAACAAAAAAAUUCAGAAACCCACCCCACCUCCCACCCCCCAAAAUAACAUGGUCCUCACUUGUUUAAUUAUUAAAAUACCUACCCAACUCAACUUGCUUUAUUAUUUUAUUUCACUCAAUUCUUUUUCUUAAUAACCGUGUCCGAUCAAGUGUAUCCUUUAAAUAAAUACGGAUUGAGUAUAAUCCAAUUGAGUUUAUUUUUAUUUUUAAGUAUUAAAAGAAAUUAAUAAAAAGAUGCACAAUUUGAACAUUCUACAUUACGACAAUGCCCCUUGAUCCUUCUUUUAUCCAUGAAGGGGAUUGUUUGGCAACUUUUCCCGGCAACAGACAGACCACUCCCGCGAGUCAAACCAGUACAACUGAAAGUUUCUAAAAAUAGAAAAUAUGAGGGAGGGAGAAGCGGUGGUGCUUGCUAAUAGCGGCGGCGAUGAACACCAAGGAGACGGUGGCAGCUUGGUGGAUUAUGCGGUGGAUAUUUACCCUUUAAGCCGUUACUAUUUUGGGACUAAAGAUGCUCUUUCUACAAAAGAUGAGACCCCUGCUGACUCUCUUCUUCGCUUGAAAUCCAAUUAUGAAGUUCGUGGAUUAAGGACUAGCGUUCAAGGUGUUAUUUUGGUAGAGUUGUUCAAACAUCCACAUCUCUUAUUACUACAAGUGAAGAAUACAACAUUUAACCUUCCUGGAGGCCGUUUAAGGCAGGGUGAUUCAGGGGUGUUUGUUCUCUUAUUUGCUUGUGUAGUAGAUCUUGAAGGGUUGCAACGCAAACUUUCGAGGAAGCUAUCACCCGAUGAAGGUAGUGAUAACUCCGAUGAGAUAGAAUGGGAGGAGUGUACCAAGCUCUUUAUGGUGAAGUUGCCAGUAUGUCGGAAAUUCAUUGUGCCAAAGAACAUGAAGCUGCUGGCUGUUCCAUUGUGCCAGGUUCAUGGGAACCACAAGACAUACGGAUCCAUUAUAGCAGGAAUCCCGCAGUUAUUAUCAAAAUAUUCCUUCAACAUGAUUGAGGCUUAGCAGCUUAUGGAGUUGAAGUUUUUCAUGGAAACGAUGUGAUGAAAUCGACCUAUUAUGUUCGUGAUUGUGCGUAGUUUACUGGCACUUUCUUUGUAGUUUGUACAGUGUACUUGAGUAAAUUCAUAGCUAGGUUGGUUGAAUGGUUGUGGUUGUACCGUUGUAAUUUGGUACUCCGUAUGUUACAUAUAAGGGGUCGUUUGGUUCAACAAA